Molecule: messenger RNA, 93 nt
Organism: Parastagonospora nodorum SN15
Lineage: Eukaryota; Fungi; Ascomycota; Dothideomycetes; Pleosporales; Phaeosphaeriaceae
Exons: 2
Coding region: 1-93 (30 amino acids)
Source: RefSeq, a predicted model, not a curated record
AUGCGUCUAGCAUUAGCUGUGCGAAUACACUCCUAUAUACUACAUAGCGUCGUCCCGUCGUUUAUUAACAACUACGAUAACAAUAUUACCUAA